Acaulospora colombiana is the source of this 339-nucleotide messenger RNA. Lineage: Eukaryota; Fungi; Glomeromycota; Glomeromycetes; Diversisporales; Acaulosporaceae. The record is from the annotation of a GenBank genome assembly.
AUGGCAUUUGGAACAAUCGAGCAUUUGGCAACAUUGCAAGAUCUUCCUUUCGGUAAAUCUACACUUAUCAGCAGUUUCGAAGAACAAGGUGAUUCUAGUGCUGAUCAGAGGGGGAUGGACGAAGUGGCCGAAAACCAGAUAUUACAAGAGCAAUAUGAUGAUAUAAAGCUUUUGCGAGAGGCUAACGAUGGGAUGUAUAAUGUACAUAAGAGCUGUAAGCCCAAAAAAGAGGAAUUUGGUAUUGUGGGGGUUCAGGUUGCUGGUCAAACAAUGCGGUUAAAUGUUUUAAUGAGAGAUAAUGCAGAUAUUCACAGAUACUAUCAUAUCCUUGAAGCCAAG